Molecule: messenger RNA, 1253 nt
Organism: Poecilia latipinna (sailfin molly)
Lineage: Eukaryota; Metazoa; Chordata; Actinopteri; Cyprinodontiformes; Poeciliidae
Product: protein NLRC3-like
Exons: 3
Molecular function (GO): protein binding
Source: RefSeq, a predicted model, not a curated record
GAUGAACUGCCAAAAACUCUGACUGACAUGUACACACAUUUCCUUUUGCUCCAGCGCAGACAGACAAAAGCAAAAUAUAACACAGAUCAGUCAACAUCUGAAACCUCUGGAACGGAGACAUUCAGUGAUAAAACUAAUGAUGAAACAAUCCUCUCAUUGGGAAAACUUGCUUUCAAAGGACUAAAGGAGAAGAACCUUCUCUUCACUGAAGAAGAAUUGACCAGUUGUGGGACUGAUGUAACCAAAGCUGCUGUUUUCUCUGGGUUGUUAACUCAGAUCAAACGAGAAAAUCAUGAUCUAUACAAGCAGAAUAUGUUUUGCUUUGUCCAUCAAAGCAUUCAAGAGUUCAUGGCAGCUCUCCAUGUCUGCUACUCUUUUACUAACAAAGGGGAAAAUGUGUUCACAGAAUCCACCUCAGCAACCUCUGACCUUACUGCCUCAGAGUUUUAUAAGAAAGCAGUGGACAAGGCUUUUGAGGAUGAACAUGGGGACUGGGACAUGUUCCUUCGGUUCCUAGUGGGUCUCUCUCUGGAAUCUAAUCAGGAUCUACUUCAGGAUCUGAUGAAUAAGAAUGAAAAACACAAAGAUGCUAGUAAGGAAGCUGUAGAGUACAUCAAGAAGAAGAUCAGAGAGAACAACAAUGACCCAGAUAAAAACCUUAAUCUUUUCUACUGUCUUAAUGAACUGAAUGACGACACCCUUGUUCAAGAAAUCAAAAAGUAUCUUAAUUCAGAAGAAAAACCUUUUGAAACUUUCACUGCUUCUCAGUGGUCAGCUUUAACCUUUGUGAUGCUGAACUCAGAUGAAAACCUUGAAGUGUUUGAUCUUAAGAAAUACCUGAAAUCAGAGCAAGUUCUUCUGGGAAUGAUGCCAGUGGUCAAAGUCUCAAACACCACUUUACUGAGUUGGUGUGAGCUCUCUGAAGAAUCUUGCAAUGGUCUCACAUUAUCAGUGCUAACCAAACCAUCCUCAAAUCUCACUGUGUUGGACCUGAGUCAUAAUGAUUUGAUGGAUGCUGGAGUGAUGCGACUUGCUGAUGGGUUGAAACAUGUGAACUGUAAACUUGAGACUCUCAAGUUGGCAGGAUGUCAGGUGACAGAGGACGGCUGCAUUUCUCUGGCUGAAGCUAUUAAGUCCAAUAGACUCUCAUCUCUUAAACACUUGGACCUGAGUUACAAUCACCCUGGAAACAAAGGGAUGAGGGCUCUCAAUGCAAUAGUUGAGGAUCCAAACAAGAAACUUGAGACAGUGAA